Messenger RNA from Microthlaspi erraticum, 468 nucleotides. Lineage: Eukaryota; Viridiplantae; Streptophyta; Magnoliopsida; Brassicales; Brassicaceae. The record is from the annotation of a GenBank genome assembly.
AUGAGUAAUCUAAUAUUACUCAGUGAGUCUAGGACCUCUAUACAAGGGGGAUUCCCUAAACUCCAAACACAAACGCCGCGGGCUAACCCCGCCUCACCUGCAUUGAGGCGCCUAGGUGCAUUAGCCACAUUCUCUGCCCACGCCUGUGAAGGUUCACGCUCAUCCGGAAUCACACAGAAACUAGAUGAACGCCUUCACCCGGGCACUACAGUCCAUCGCGGUACCCGGUUCAUCCUUCCAUCUAUUGGCCUUACUGGCGCACCAUGCCAAUGUCUGGUUGGAUCCCAUAUCGUCAUAUGGUACCAUACUCGGCCAAGGCAGCUGACCAGGUUAUCCUCCGAGUCUUCCUCCCUUCAUGCACAGCCUCCACGCUGCCAAUCCGGUUGGGCUCUGACGUGCGAGAAUGCGCUUGACUACACCUUCCUAGACAACAUGUGGUUAGACACGCCACAUGUUCUCAGUACUUAG